AUGAAUCAGUUGUUGUGCAUUGGUGACUCGAGUCAGAACGUCAUGGCCGAGAGCAAGGGAUCCCUUAUAGCCAAAUCCGUGUCCAAGCACGCCGGAAGAGCCAAAGAAAAGUUUCUUCAAAACUUGGGAAAAGUCGAUCGGACUGAAGAUGAAAUUUUUAACGAGCACUUACAAAAUUUUUCAAAACAGCAAAAUUCGGCGAAUAAAUUACAAAAAGAAUUCAACAACUAUAUUCGAUGUGUCAGAGCCGUGCAAGUGGCUAGUAAAAGUCUGAUGGACACGUUGAACGAGAUGUACGAAACCCAAUGGGUUGGACACGAUCACAUGUGUACUGAUUCGAACAAUUUGGACAUGCUGUGGAGCGAUUACACUCACAAAUUAGCCGAUCAAGUGCUAAUACCGUUGAACACGUACCAAGCCCAGUUCGCCGAAACACGGAAAAAAAUUGACAAACGAAACAGAAAACUAGUCGACUACGACAGCCAGAGGCACAGUAACCAAUUGGCCAACAACAACGGCGUCGCGGGUGGAGCCGGCAAGAAAAAAGACGAAGCGAAAAUGAUGAAAGCCAAAGAACAGUUCGAUGAAGUCAAGCGAAAGUUCGACUUAAUCAACACAGAGCUACACGACGAGUUGCCUGCUUUGUACAACUCUAGGGUGCUGUUUUUGAUCACAAACCUGCAACCAUACUUCGCUGCCGAACAAUUAUUUCACAACGAAUCGUCUAAAGUGUUUUCCGAAAUGGAAUCGAUCGUCGACAAAUUGGCCACGGAUUAUCAACACCAAUCCAAGAUGCUGAACUACUUCUACAAAACGCCCUCAAACAACGUCGCCAACAAUAUUCAACCUGCAUCACAGUCUCCAGUGUCUCCGAUAUCCAUGAACGAAGAAGACGUUGCGAAAUCCCCGCCCUCGUCACCCGCAUCCCCUCAAAACACGGCAUUCGUAAGUAGUAACAAACCACCGUCAUCGCAGCCCGACAGCAGCAUCAACGAAGUGUCGUCAGUGGCAUCGAAAACGCCGUUGGAAGACGAAUCAGCGUCGUCGUCUUCAUCGCCACCACCGCCGCAGCAGCAGCAGCCUUUGGUCAACGGCAAGAGCAGCUCAUCGCCGGUAAACGGCGUCGCCCCAGUCAGGCACGAGAACGGUACCAACAAAAACAUCGAAAUCGACAUACCGCCAGGGGCGACUACGGACAACUUGCCUCCGGGAGUGCUGUACAGAGUAGUGGCGACUUACAAGUACGACGCCGAAGACACGGACGAGCUGUCGUUUGAAAAGGGUGAAAUCAUCAGCGUAGUACCCUACGACGAUCCAGAAACUCAGGAGGAGGGCUGGUUGAUUGGUGUUAAAGACAACACAGGAGAGAAGAAAAUGUUCCCCGCCAAUUUCACCAGACCUUUGUGA
Macrosiphum euphorbiae (potato aphid) is the source of this 1407-nucleotide messenger RNA. NCBI's taxonomy places the organism in Eukaryota, Metazoa, Arthropoda, Insecta, Hemiptera, Aphididae. The record is from the annotation of a GenBank genome assembly.